Cajanus cajan (pigeon pea) is the source of this 2205-nucleotide messenger RNA. NCBI's taxonomy places the organism in Eukaryota, Viridiplantae, Streptophyta, Magnoliopsida, Fabales, Fabaceae. The record is from the annotation of a RefSeq genome assembly.
AUGGCAUUAAGAUUUCCAAGGUUUAGUCAAGGCUUAGCUCAAGACCCCACUACUCGUCGUAUUUGGUUUGGUAUUGCUACCGCACAUGACUUCGAAAGUCAUGAUGAUAUUACUGAGGAACGUCUUUAUCAGAAUAUUUUUGCUUCUCAUUUCGGGCAAUUAGCAAUAAUUUUUCUGUGGACUUCCGGGAAUUUGUUUCAUGUAGCUUGGCAAGGGAAUUUUGAGGCAUGGGUACAGGAUCCUUUACAUGUAAGACCUAUUGCUCAUGCAAUUUGGGAUCCUCAUUUUGGUCAACCGGCUAUAGAAGCUUUUACUCGAGGGGGUGCUCUAGGCCCAGUUAAUAUAGCCUAUUCUGGUGUUUAUCAGUGGUGGUAUACAAUUGGUUUACGUACUAAUGGAGAUCUUUAUACUGGAGCUCUUUUUCUAUUAUUUCUUUCUACUAUAUCUUUAAUGGCGGGUUGGUUACACCUGCAACCAAAAUGGAAACCGAGCGUUUCGUGGUUUAAAAAUGCCGAAUCCCGCCUUAAUCAUCAUUUGUCAGGACUAUUCGGAGUUAGUUCCUUGGCUUGGACAGGUCAUUUAGUCCAUGUCGCUAUUCCAGGAUCCAGAGGGGAAAACGUUCGAUGGAAUAAUUUAUUAAAUGUAUUGCCACACCCCGAAGGAUUAGGUCCAUUUUUUACAGGUCAGUGGAAUCUUUAUGCUCAAAACCCGGAUUCCAAUAGUCAUAUAUUUGGUACCUCUCAAGGAGCAGGAACUGCUAUUCUAACACUUCUCGGGGGAUUCCAUCCGCAAACUCAAAGUUUAUGGCUAACCGAUAUUGCACAUCAUCAUUUAGCUAUUGCAUUUAUUUUUCUAGUUGCUGGCCAUAUGUAUAGAACAAACUUCGGGAUUGGUCACAGUAUAAAAGAUCUUUUAGAAGCACAUACUCCUCCGGGGGGUAGAUUGGGGCGUGGACAUAAGGGUCUUUAUGACACAAUCAAUAAUUCAAUUCAUUUUCAAUUAGGUCUUGCUCUAGCCUCUUUAGGGGUUAUUACUUCCUUGGUAGCUCAACACAUGUACUCUUUACCCGCUUAUGCAUUUAUAGCACAAGACUUUACUACUCAAGCUGCGUUAUAUACUCAUCAUCAAUAUAUAGCAGGCUUCAUUAUGACAGGGGCUUUUGCUCAUGGAGCUAUCUUUUUUAUUAGAGAUUAUAAUCCAGAACAGAAUGAAGAUAAUGUUUUGGCAAGAAUUUUAGACCAUAAAGAAGCUAUCAUAUCCCACUUAAGUUGGGCUAGCCUCUUUCUGGGUUUCCAUACUCUGGGACUUUAUGUCCAUAAUGAUGUCAUGCUUGCUUUUGGUACUCCGGAGAAACAAAUCUUGAUCGAACCUAUAUUUGCCCAAUGGAUACAAUCUGCUCAUGGUAAAACUUCCUAUGGGUUCGAUGUACUUUUAUCUUCAACGAACAGUCCAGCGUUCAAUGCGGGACGAAGCAUAUGGUUGCCUGGUUGGUUAAAUGCUGUUAAUGAGAAUAGUAAUUCUCUAUUCUUAACAAUAGGGCCUGGAGACUUCUUGGUUCAUCAUGCUAUUGCUCUUGGUUUACAUACAACUACAUUGAUCUUAGUAAAAGGUGCUUUGGAUGCACGUGGUUCAAAGUUAAUGCCAGAUAAAAAAGAUUUUGGUUAUAGUUUUCCUUGCGAUGGUCCCGGACGAGGUGGUACUUGUGAUAUUUCGGCUUGGGACGCAUUUUAUUUGGCAGUUUUCUGGAUGUUAAAUACCAUUGGAUGGGUUACUUUUUAUUGGCAUUGGAAACACAUUACACUAUGGCAGGGUAAUGUUUCACAGUUUAAUGAAUCUUCUACCUAUUUGAUGGGAUGGUUAAGAGAUUAUCUAUGGUUGAACUCUUCCCAACUUAUCAAUGGAUAUAACCCUUUUGGUAUGAAUAGUUUAUCAGUCUGGGCGUGGAUGUUCUUGUUUGGACAUCUUGUUUGGGCUACCGGAUUUAUGUUCUUAAUUUCUUGGCGCGGAUAUUGGCAGGAAUUGAUUGAAACUUUAGCAUGGGCUCAUGAACGCACACCUUUGGCUAAUUUGAUUCGAUGGAGAGAUAAACCAGUGGCUCUUUCCAUUGUGCAAGCAAGAUUGGUUGGACUAGCCCACUUUUCCGUAGGUUAUAUAUUUACUUAUGCAGCCUUCUUGAUUGCCUCUACAUCGGGCAAAUUUGGUUAA